AUGGAGCCGGAUCCUUCUCCUCUCGUUCGGACGGCCACGUGGACAGUGCUACUAAUGUUGACGAUGGGUUUCGCGUCAUUCGCACCGGAGGCUGCGUUCAUGUCUACAUUGUCGUCAUCGUCGAAUUCCUGCGGCGUCGGCGGCGGAGGGAGAUACGGGUACGUGAGGAUUCCGAUCGAUUCGCCGGGAGAGAUUGUGUGCGUUCCGUCUGAUAUGGUGAAGCGAUCAUCGUUUGACGUUUUUCUGCCGACGAUUUUCGCCGGUGUUAUGAUAAUUGCAUCGGUUUCUCUACUCCGAUCGUGCUUAGAGGUCGACGAUAGCGACAUAGAAACAUACGAGCACGACUCUUCAGUCUAA
Microthlaspi erraticum is the source of this 357-nucleotide messenger RNA. The record is from the annotation of a GenBank genome assembly. NCBI's taxonomy places the organism in Eukaryota, Viridiplantae, Streptophyta, Magnoliopsida, Brassicales, Brassicaceae.